Messenger RNA from Lonchura striata (white-rumped munia), 1774 nucleotides. The record is from RefSeq and is a predicted model, not a curated record. NCBI's taxonomy places the organism in Eukaryota, Metazoa, Chordata, Aves, Passeriformes, Estrildidae.
UAAAACCCCCAAAUUCCAAGUUCCAUCCCGAUGACCGUCCUCCCAGCAUCCAGAAAGUCGCGAUGAGACAAAAAGCAAAACGUUCCACCAAAGAUCUGCUUGCAGCUACUGAAUCCUUUUUUUUUCCGUUUGUUUUUUCCCUUGGCAGCCCUUCCACCCCAUGGUGAACCUGGAGUGCUCCCGGGAUUUCCGUCCCUUCCUGUGCGCGCUGUACGCGCCGGUGUGCAUGGAGUACGGGCGGGUGACGCUGCCCUGCCGCCGCCUCUGCCAGCGCGCCCACAGCGAGUGCUCCAAGCUCAUGGAGAUGUUCGGGGUCGCCUGGCCCGAGGAUAUGGAGUGCACCAGGUUCCCAGACUGCGACGAGCCCUACCCUCGCCUGGUGGACCUCAGCUCGGCCGGCGAGCCCACGGAGGAGGCCCCGAUGGCCGUGCAGAGGGAUUACGGCUUCUGGUGUCCUCGGGAGCUGAAAAUGGACCCGGAGCUGGGCUACUCCUUCCUGAGGGUCCGCGACUGCUCCCCUCCCUGCCCCAACAUGUACUUCCGCCGGGAGGAGCUGUCCUUCGCCCGCUACUUCAUCGGCGUCAUCUCCAUCGUCUGCCUCUCGGCCACCUUGUUCACCUUCCUGACCUUCCUCAUCGACGUCACGCGCUUCCGCUACCCGGAGCGGCCCAUCAUCUUCUACGCCGUCUGCUACAUGAUGGUGUCCCUCAUCUUCUUCGUCGGCUUCCUGCUGGAGGACCGGGUGGCCUGCAACGCCUCCAGCCCCUCGCAGUACAAAGCCUCCACGGUGACCCAGGGCUCGCACAACAAGGCCUGCACCAUGCUCUUCAUGGUGCUCUACUUCUUCACCAUGGCCGGCAGCGUCUGGUGGGUCAUCCUCACCAUCACCUGGUUCCUGGCCGCCGUGCCCAAGUGGGGCAGCGAGGCCAUCGAGAAGAAGGCGCUGCUCUUCCACGCCAGCGCCUGGGGCAUCCCCGGCACGCUCACCGUCGUCCUGCUGGCCAUGAACAAGAUCGAGGGCGACAACAUCAGCGGCGUGUGCUUCGUCGGCCUCUACGACGUGGACGCGCUGCGCUACUUCGUGCUGGCGCCUCUCUGCCUCUACGUGGUGGUGGGGGUGUCCCUGCUGCUGGCCGGAAUCAUCUCCCUCAACCGCGUCCGCAUCGAGAUCCCGCUGGAGAAGGAGAACCAGGACAAGCUGGUGAAGUUCAUGAUCCGCAUCGGCGUCUUCAGCGUGCUCUACCUCGUGCCCCUGCUGGUGGUGAUCGGCUGCUACUUCUACGAGCAGGCGUACCGGGGCGUGUGGGAGACCACGUGGAUCCAGGAGCGCUGCCGGGAGUACCACAUCCCCUGUCCCUUCCAGGUCACUCAGAUGAGCCGCCCAGACCUGAUCUUGUUCCUGAUGAAGUACCUGAUGGCCUUGGUGGUCGGGAUCCCCUCGGUGUUCUGGGUUGGAAGCAAGAAAACGUGUUUUGAGUGGGCCAGCUUCUUCCACGGGCGCAGGAAAAAGGAGUGAGCACGGAUAUUUUACACAUCAGCCCUUCCCUUGCUGCCCCGGGAGGGAGUUUGGGUUGGGUUUUCAUGAGAUUAAACAGCAAUGGAUGGAAAAAUCUCUAUCCAGAAUGCAGCCAGGAAGGACAAAACGGGCAACAGCUCAAUAAUUCCCUUAUUUCUCCCUAAAUAUUCUUUGUUCCCAAAUUGAAUCUAAAUUUACCCAUCUUCAAAAUGUUUUUAACAAGGAUUAAGCAUCAAAUAAACUGCAACUACUUACUGA